UGUGCGGCCGCCGCCGCCGCCGCUGGUGGGAGAGACGCGGGGUUGGGGGGGGAGGAGGGCGCGCGUGGUGCCGGCGGGGAGCGGCGGCGCCCCCCCCUCCUCCUCCUCCGCCUCCUCCUCCUCCGGCGCCGCGGGCUCCUCGGACAUGGCCGCGGCGGUGGCGGUGGCGGCCGCGUCCCGGCGGCAGUCGUGCUACCUGUGUGACCUGCCCCGCAUGCCCUGGGCCAUGAUCUGGGACUUCACUGAGCCCGUGUGCCGUGGCUGCGUCAACUACGAGGGCGCCGACCGCGUCGAGUUCGUCAUCGAGACGGCGCGGCAGCUCAAGCGGGCGCACGGCUGCUUCCCGGAGGGCCGCUCCCCGCCCGGCGCCGCGGCCCCGGCCGCCGCCAAGCCGCCGCCGCUCUCGGCCAAGGACCUCCUCCUGCAGCAGCAGCAGCAACAGCCGCCGCCGCUCGGCCACGGCGGCCCCGAGGCCGCCCCGCGCGCCCCGCAGGCCCUGGAGCGCUACCCCCUGGCGGCCGCCGCGGCCGAGCGGCCUCCGCGCCUGGGCUCCGACUUUGGCGGCAGCCGCCCGGCCGCGAGCCUGGCCCAGCCGCCGACGCCGCAGCCGCCGCCCGUGAACGGCAUCCUGGUGCCCAACGGCUUCUCCAAGCUGGAGGAGCCGCCCGAGCUGAACCGCCAGAGCCCGAACCCGCGGCGCGGCCACGCCGUGCCGCCCACCCUGGUGCCGCUCAUGAACGGCUCGGCCACGCCGCUGCCCGCUGCGCUCGGCCUGGGCGGCCGCGCCGCCGCCUCGCUGGCCGCCGUGUCCGGGGCCGCGGCCACCGGCCUGGGCUCGGCGCAGCCCGCCGAACUAGGCGCCCACAAGCGGCCGGCGUCCGUGUCGAGCGGCGCGGCCGCGGAGCACGAGCAGCGCGAGGCGGCGGCUAAGGAGAAGCAGCCGCCGGCUGGCUCGCACCGCGGCCCGGCCGACAGCCUGUCCUCGGGGGCCGGGGCGGCCGAUCUGGGCACCGAGGGCGCGGGCAAAGGCCGCGGGCCCGGCGAGCAGGACUGGGUCAACCGACCCAAGACCGUGCGAGACACGCUGCUGGCGCUGCACCAGCACGGCCACUCGGGGCCCUUCGAGAGCAAGUUUAAGAAGGAGCCGGCCCUGACUGCAGGCAGGUUGUUGGGUUUCGAGGCCAACGGGGCCAACGGGUCUAAAGCAGUUGCAAGAACAGCAAGGAAAAGGAAGCCUUCUCCAGAACCAGAAGGUGAAGUCGGGCCCCCUAAGAUCAAUGGAGAGGCACAGCCGUGGCUGUCCACGUCCACAGAAGGGCUCAAGAUCCCCAUUACUCCUACAUCCUCUUUUGUGUCUCCACCUCCCCCCACUGCCUCACCUCAUUCCAACCGGACCACACCGCCUGAAGCGGCCCAGAACGGCCAGUCCCCCAUGGCAGCCCUAAUCUUGGUAGCAGACAAUGCGGGGGGUAGUCAUGCCUCAAAAGAUGCCAACCAGGUGCACUCCACCACCAGGAGGAACAGCUGCAGCCCACCCUCUCCGUCCUCUAUGAACCAGAGAAGGCUGGGCCCCCGAGAGGUGGGGGGCCAGGGGGCAGGCAGCACAGGAGGACUGGAGCCAGUGCACCCCGCCAGCCUCCCGGACUCCUCGCUGGCGGCCAGCGCCCCGCUGUGCUGCACCCUCUGCCACGAGCGGCUGGAGGACACCCACUUUGUGCAGUGCCCGUCGGUCCCUUCGCACAAGUUCUGCUUCCCUUGCUCCAGACAAAGCAUCAAACAGCAGGGAGCCAGUGGAGAGGUCUAUUGUCCCAGUGGGGAAAAAUGCCCCCUUGUGGGCUCCAAUGUCCCCUGGGCCUUCAUGCAAGGGGAAAUUGCAACCAUCCUUGCUGGAGAUGUGAAAGUGAAAAAAGAGAGAGACUCGUGACUUUCCGGUUUCAGAAAAACCCAAUGAUUACCCUUAACUAAAACUGCUUGAAUUGUGUAUAUAUCUUCACAUAUAUAUAUAUCCAAGACAAGGGAAAUGUAGACUUCAUAAACAUGGCUGUAUAAUUUUGAUUUUUUUGAAUACAUUGUGUUUCUAUUUUUUUUUUUUUGACGACAAAAGGUAUGUACUUAUAAAAGCAUUUUUUCUUUUGUUAACGUUAUUAGCAUAUAUCUGUGCUUUAUUAUCCUGGUGACAGUUACCGUUCAAUGUAGGCUGUGACUUGCGCUGCUUUUUUAGAGCACUUGGCAAAUCAGAAACGCUUCUAGCUGUAUUUGUAUGCACUUAUUUUAAAAAGAAAAAAAAAAGCCAAAUACAUUUUCUGACGUCGUAAGAUUGCCUUACUGUCUGUUAUUCCUUAUUGCUGGCCCCUUUCUCAGGCUGGAGGCCAAGUGGUGGAGAAGGAACGGAAAUGAGCGAAAGGGGCACUGUUGUGAAGUGGGCAUAUGCCACAGGGAAAUGUCACCAAGUUUCCCCCCAAACGUUGUCCUUUGAGAGUAACAGGAAACCGAUUUUGAAUCUUUCUCGCGUUUGGAUUUUGUUCUUAAAGUUCAGUUGUUGGGCUGUUGAUGACUGCCUGAGAGUUGCUGCUGAAAGAUUUUCAGGACUGGGGGUGGGGGGGAUUUUUUUUGUUUGUUUUAAGGCAAAGUUGACCACUGUUCACUGCCCAUGUGAUCAGUUGUAAGAUUACAAUGCUGCAUGCUAGUCGGUUGCAUAAUACACAAUCCAGUGACUCAAGGCAGUGAUAACGGAUGGUGGUGAGGACAAGUGGCACUGCCAUCUUUGCGUGGAGCCUGGCUCUGCAGCGCCACUUGAUCUUUCGAAACACCCUGGAGCACUCCUGUCUGUCGUUGGCUGUGGUCGUUUUCCUUUGGAGAGUCGAAAGAGACGUUACAGUCCAGGUGAACUUGGAGAUUGUGGGACUGGUUUCGUUUCUGUUUUGUGUUUCGUUGUUUUAUCAUUUACCUGUAGCCCCAUUGCUGUUGAUACGAUCACCUACACUCUGUUUGUAGUGAGUGCUAAAUACAGUAUGGUACAAUGACAGUAACAGCGCAGGGUGCUGCCAGGACCGCCCGUGGGCAUAUCAGUGACAGCCCAAAUGGGGGUGGAGGAAACCUGUAAUUUCCUUCUUACAUGUGUUUGAAAUACCAAGUGAAUAAUACUGUUCUUCUGGACAAAAAUGAUAAACUGGCGAAAAUUAAAGAAAGGGUUUUACAUAAUAGACAGGCCCCACUUCUCAAACUAUUUUUAGAAACCUUUUGUAAACUAAUUUCUUUUGAUUACUGUUUUGCAUCAGUAAAGUGAGAUUGUUUAAACCAAUAAAUCAUCAGUUAUUAGAAAUAGUUGUGUCACAGUGAUACUGGGUUUCUUCUGUGCUGUCAUCAUUUGACAUUGACAGGAACACUACUCCAAACCCUUUCAUGCUCAGGUGUUUGUAACUUGGCCCUCUAAUUAGGCUGAAUCAUUGGCUUCGAGGUCUACUACAACUUCUGCGUAUCGUUCCCAAGCGAGCUUUUAUUUUAAUUUGAAAAUAUAGAUUGUUACCCACUUUGGAUCCUUCUUCAGUUAUGUUUUUGUGUUUCAUUUUUAAAUUGCUCAAAUAUUUUUUAAUGGUCGAGUUAUUAACACUUGAAAAUCAGAUACUGCACCAAAUACAGUAUUUCUUUCAUGGUGUUUUUAAUGAGCGCACCUAUUAAUGCUGUGCAAAUUCAUGCUACCCGUCAUUGUUAUAUUGCAAACAGACUUGCACGAUUAACCAGUUGGUUGUUACACUUUUUUUAAUUGGAGUAUCUGUGACUCAGAGCAGACUGGGUUCUCUUAUGUAAACGCACACGUGCAGAAACACAGGCAAUCUUACAUGCCCAUAAAGACAUUUGUAAAGAAUUCAGCUUAUUAUGGUCUGUUGUAUAAAUGCGUAUCUAGGCACUUUAUUAUAAACUGGAAUUUGACCUCAUAGAUGUUACAAGUUGAUCAGUCAUUUGACCUAAUUUGUGGUAGCUAUCUGUAUGUUUUGCAUUCUUAAUACAGAUAAGCUUUCCAAAAAGGUUAGUAAAGAACCAUCCUGCUGUUUUGAAUAAGUCUAUCCAGCUGUGGAAAGGACAACCUAUGGUAUCUCUGUGCUGCUGUUUUAAAAGGGAGAAAUUUAAACAGCGUUAAAGGGCCGUGUGUUGUUUACUCCUAUUAAAAAAUGAGAGUCCGACUGGCCCUUGGGUGGCCUUCGUUAGAAGGCUUGCAGCUGGGAAGUGUUGAUAUGGGUUAUAUCUCUGGCAUUCUCUUAAGUUGAAAAGUUAACACUGGGACAUGGGUUUGAUCCUUUGUUGUACCUGAUGACAGUGCAGAGAUUCUCCACAGCUGGAUAAGAUGUCAGAAAGCUACUUACUGUACACGGGCAGUAUCAGAUUUCAAAUCCUAAUAUUUCAGCUGUGCUUUUAAUACUCAGAAUAUUAGGGGAUGGGGUGUUGAAGCUUUCACUUUUUUGCUUUAACAAUUUAUAGAAUUUAACAGAUGUACUGUCUUUCACGUGGCCUCACAUUAAAAGUUAUGAGAACGUACACAUGGUUUACAACUUUUACUAGAUACCUUUCCUUGGCCACCAAGUAUUUUAAAAGUGUGCCACCUUUUAACCUUUACUUUUUUUUUUUAAGUUGAAGGUGAUACUUUUUCUAUAUAUGAUGAAACUCAUGUCAACUGAAGUGAGUGUAAUCUCAGAUAUCAACAUUAUUCUAUUUUAAAAUCACGCUAUGGAAAUAUCACCUGCAUUCUGUCAUUUGUCAGAUUUACAGUACCUUUUUUUUCCUUUAACUUUUAGCAUUAAAUAAAAAUAAAAUUGGGAGCACUGAA
This is a messenger RNA of Globicephala melas (long-finned pilot whale), 4822 nucleotides long. It is a transcript of the gene IRF2BP2, whose product is annotated as interferon regulatory factor 2 binding protein 2. Gene Ontology annotation, cellular component: nucleus. The record is from RefSeq and is a predicted model, not a curated record. Lineage: Eukaryota; Metazoa; Chordata; Mammalia; Artiodactyla; Delphinidae. Gene Ontology annotation, molecular function: transcription corepressor activity. Gene Ontology annotation, biological process: regulation of transcription by RNA polymerase II.